This is a messenger RNA of Prunus dulcis (almond), 1602 nucleotides long. RefSeq names its product licodione synthase-like. The record is from RefSeq and is a predicted model, not a curated record. The transcript is spliced from 2 exons. Bases 1 to 1602 code for a protein of 533 amino acids. Gene Ontology annotation, molecular function: iron ion binding; oxidoreductase activity, acting on paired donors, with incorporation or reduction of molecular oxygen; monooxygenase activity. NCBI's taxonomy places the organism in Eukaryota, Viridiplantae, Streptophyta, Magnoliopsida, Rosales, Rosaceae.
AUGGCACUUGAGCUAGUCCUACUCAUGAUCCUCUUUCUUCUCUUAGCUAUCCCUCUUCUUCUCUUCCCAACCCUAACCUCCAAAAUAUUCCAAACCCACCUUCACCUCCCUCCAAGCCCCUUAGCCCUACCCAUCAUAGGCCACUACCACCUCCUCGGCCCUCUCAUCCACCGCACCUUCCACAAUCUCUCUCUCAGCUUCGGCCCCUUAUUCUCCCUCCGCCUCGGCUCUCUCCAAUGCGUUGUCGUUUCCACACCGAACCUAGCCAAAGAAUUCCUCAGCACCCAUGAGCUCUCGUUCAUAUCCCAUGCUCAGUCCCUCGCCAUUGAAAGCAUAAGCUACAAUGCUUCCCUUGCAUUUGCACCCUAUGGAUCUUACUGGAAGUUCAUCAAGAAACUGACAGUGAACGAGCUUCUAGGCAACCGUAGCAUCAACAACUUAGUUUCCAUUCGGACCCAAGAGUAUCUUAGGCUUCUGAGGUUCUUGGCCAAGAAAGCUGAGAGUGGUGAAGCUGUGAAUCUCACUGAGGAGUUUCCAAAGCUUUGGAACAAUGUGACCGUGCAGAUGAUUGUUGGGAAUCGGGGUUUGAGCGCCGAAGGUAGGGCAGCGCGGGCGGAGGAGGCUGGGGUGGUGGUGAGGCAGGCCACGAGGCUUUUUGGAGAGGUGAGUUUGUGUGAUUUUUUCUGGGUUUGUAAGAAGUUGGAUUUGAGAGGGUUUGUGAAGAGAAUUGAGGAGACGCAUAGGAGGUUUGAUGUGUUGGUGGAGAAGGUAAUUAGAGAACGAGAAGAGUUGAGAAAGAAGGAGCGGAUGGAAGAACAUGGUGGAGAGAAGGAGGAGGAAGUUAAGGAUUUUCUUGAUACUUUGCUUGAUUUGUUGGAGGAUGGGAGUGCUGAGGUUGAAUUUACAAGAAUACACCUUAAGGCUCUAAUUACGGAUUUAUUCACUGCUGGAACAGACACAAAUGCAAUUUCACUAGAGUGGGCAUUGGCAGAACUCAUCAACCACCCAAGAGUGCUCAAGAAAGCAAGGGAGGAGAUCGAUCGAGCCAUCGGAAAUCAAAGAGUAGCCGGAGAAUCGGAUGUUCCAAAUCUUCCAUACAUCCAAGCCAUCAUAAAAGAAACAUUUAGACUACACCCACCAGUGCCUUUGGUCCCAAGAAACUCUGUACAACAAUGUAAGAUUGGGGGAUAUGACAUCCCUACAAACACAAUGCUAUAUGUGAAUGUUUGGGCCAUUGGAAGGGACCCAAAGAACUGGGAAAGCCCACUAGACUUCUGCCCUGAAAGAUUCUUGCAACUCAGUGAGGAUGGUGGCCAGAUGAAUGCAGUGGAUGUUAGGGGCCAACACUUUCAACUCCUGCCAUUUGGGUCUGGGAGGAGGGUGUGUCCUGGUGUGAACUUGACCAUGAAAAUGUUGCCUGCGGUACUUGCGGCUUUGAUUCAGUGCUUUGAUUGGAAGGUUGAUGGGUCUGAUUGCAAGAAGAUGAAUGGUGAUGAUGUUCUUGAAAUGGAUGAACGCCCUGGAUUGACUGCUCCGAGGGCGCAUGAUCUUGUGUGUGUUCCUGUUGCCCGCUUCAGCCCACUCAACAUCCUUGACCCAUAA